AUGCGAGUCCGCUUUUAUUUUGUGGGCCUCUUCGCGCUGCUGUUCCUCUUCUCCGCGUACAUGGGCCUACUUCCACACAGCACCUCCGACACGAUCCCCGCCAACCUCCAACCCAACGACAAAUUCCUGCAUCUAGUCACUUUUUUCCUCCUGUCGAUAGCAUUCUACUGGAUCCCCGACACAUCUCGCCGCCGAGCUCUACAGAUUAGCCUCUUGGUAUGCACACUCUUGCUCGGCGUCGGGUCCGAGGUUCUGCAAGCGCUGCUCCCCAACGACCGCCUGUUCGACCCCUUUGACAUUGUUGCCAAUGUCGUCGGCAGUCUGGGCGGCAUUGGCCUCUGCGGCUGGUAUCAUCGACGCAUGAUGGAGCGCCGGCGCAAGGCUCGCUUCGACGCUCUCGCCGAGGGCGGCGGCGGUGUCGGGAACGGGGAUGACGAGGAUAUUGAGUUGGGUCUCAAUAAUAAUGACAGCAGCAGCAGUAAUAAUAAUAACAAAAAUGGCAUCGGUCCGCAAGAGACCGGUAUCACUUCUCUCGAACACGAAGUCGAUAACUGGGAUGAAAACGCCGUCGAUAAUUGGGAUACAGAGGACGGCCCCGGUCCGGCUGAAGAGGCUGAUCAUUCAACGACGAGAAAAUGA
Molecule: messenger RNA, 639 nt
Organism: Talaromyces rugulosus
Lineage: Eukaryota; Fungi; Ascomycota; Eurotiomycetes; Eurotiales; Trichocomaceae
Exons: 2
Coding region: 1-639 (212 amino acids)
Source: RefSeq, a predicted model, not a curated record